This is a messenger RNA of Felis catus (domestic cat), 1767 nucleotides long. It is a transcript of the gene STK17A, whose product is annotated as serine/threonine kinase 17a. The transcript is spliced from 7 exons. NCBI's taxonomy places the organism in Eukaryota, Metazoa, Chordata, Mammalia, Carnivora, Felidae. Gene Ontology annotation, molecular function: protein serine/threonine kinase activity; ATP binding. Gene Ontology annotation, cellular component: nucleus. The record is from RefSeq and is a predicted model, not a curated record. Gene Ontology annotation, biological process: intracellular signal transduction; positive regulation of apoptotic process; protein phosphorylation. Bases 156 to 1415 code for a protein of 419 amino acids.
CGGGAGUCUGCCGGCAGUAGUUUAAGCGCGCAGAGGAGGAGAGCAGGUUCCGGGAGGUCUUUCGGGCCGGCGCGAGGGAGCUGCAGGUGGGACCGUUACCCGCCCAGCACCUGAGAGCGAGCGGGGCGGCCGGAAAGGAAGCGUGCCUGCGCACCAUGAUCCCCUUGGAGAAGCCGGGCAGCCGCGGCUCCCCCUCGGCAGCCGCCUCAGGGGCGGGCCGGAGUCUGGGCGCGCCGCGCCGGCCGCCGCCCCCACCCCAGGCCCGCGGGCUGCUGACGGAGAUCCGCACCGCCGUGCGCACCGAGCCCUUCCAGGACGGCUACAGCCUCAGCCCGGGCCGAGAGCUGGGCAGGGGGAAAUUUGCAGUGGUGAGGAAAUGUAUAAAGAAAGAUUCUGGAAAAGAAUUUGCAGCAAAGUUCAUGAGAAAAAGAAGAAAAGGCCAAGAUUGUCGAAUGGAAAUAAUUCAUGAGAUUGCUGUUCUUGAACUAGCACAGGAUAAUCCUUGGGUCAUUAAUUUACAUGAAGUCUAUGAAACUCCAUCAGAAAUGAUUUUAGUUCUGGAAUAUGCUGCUGGGGGUGAAAUCUUUGACCAGUGUGUUGCAGACAGAGAAGACGCCUUUAAAGAAAAAGAUGUUCAAAGACUCAUGAGGCAGAUAUUAGAAGGUGUUCGCUUUUUACAUGCUCAUAAUGUAGUACAUCUUGAUCUGAAGCCUCAGAAUAUUCUGCUGACAAGUGAAUCUCCACUGGGUGACAUUAAGAUAGUUGAUUUUGGUCUUUCAAGAAUAAUGAAGAACAGUGAAGAGCUCCGAGAAAUUAUGGGUACUCCUGAAUAUGUGGCUCCUGAAAUUCUUAGUUAUGAUCCUAUCAGCAUGGCAACAGAUAUGUGGAGCAUUGGAGUGUUAACAUAUGUCAUGCUUACGGGAGUAUCGCCUUUCUUAGGUGAUGAUAAACAAGAAACGUUCCUAAACAUCUCUCAGAUGAACUUAAGCUAUUCUGAGGAAGAAUUUGAUGUUGUGUCUGAGUCUGCUAUUAACUUCAUUAAGACGCUUUUAGUUAAGAAACCUGAUGUGAAAUGUGUAUCUUUUUAUAGACAUCGAGCCACAGCUGAAGAAUGUCUAAAACAUCCGUGGUUGACAGAGAGCAGUAUUCAGGAUCCUUCUUUCAAGGUGAAAGGGACAUUAGAAGAAGCAAAUGCACUCCAAGAAGGUGAUUCUGUGCCUGAAAUUAAUUCAGAUACUCAGAAACCAGAAACCGAGGAAUCAGUUGUAACAGAGGAGUUAAUUGUAUUUACUUCAUAUACUUUAGGACAAUGCAGACAGUCUGAAAAAGAGAAAAUGGAGCAAAAGGCCAUUUCCAAACGAUUUAAAUUUGAGGAACCUUUGCUACAAGAAAUUCCAGGAGAAUUUAUCUACUGAGCAGUACUUCCCUUUAGAACUUUAAGAUUUCUACAUUGAAAACAUUAAUAUUAUUUAUGGACUUCUGGCCAAAUGGUACAUGUACUGAAAGUGGACAAACCAGGUAUCACUGAUAGAAAAAAAACUAAAAUUACUUUGUCAAACUUGUGGAUUUAGAUAUAUCAAGACAGAUUUAUAAAGUUGCCAACCAGGAGUUUUAACGGGUAAAGUUAUCUGUGUCAAUGUUAUUUUUAAGAAGGGAGAUGUUUGAACCUUUUAUUUCUAAAUCCUAUUUCUCCAGAAUGAAAAUUUGUUAUGCAAAGAUAAUCUGUAUUUACUUUCUUUAAAAAUCCAAGUAAAAGUGCCAAAUUAA